AUGUUGGAAGCUGUACGACUACUGGAUGUUUAUGGGUACAAAACUGUCCCCCAAGGCAAGCAGAACUCUCAAGACUGGGUUUUGGGGGCAUCGGGGGCACUCGAGCGUGCCAAUCUCGCACCUACGGGAACAGCGGGAUAUUGGCAGGACCAAACGGGCAAAGGCCUCAUCGGCAUUGGCAAACAGCUUAUUGAAGAUGGUAGACCUUGGGUGCGGCAGCUGAUCAUGGAGCCAGCACGGGAGUCACCAGUCGAUACCAAGUUUGGUAAUGCUGAGAAGAGCAGGUCCACUGGCAGGCGAAAUCUUGAGAACUACGCCCAUCUUAUGGGUGGUGCCAUAAAGAAAUAG
This is a messenger RNA of Aspergillus tubingensis, 348 nucleotides long. RefSeq lists its product as uncharacterized. Bases 1 to 348 code for a protein of 115 amino acids. The transcript has a single exon. NCBI's taxonomy places the organism in Eukaryota, Fungi, Ascomycota, Eurotiomycetes, Eurotiales, Aspergillaceae. The record is from RefSeq and is a predicted model, not a curated record.